Molecule: messenger RNA, 2035 nt
Organism: Phaethon lepturus (White-tailed tropicbird)
Lineage: Eukaryota; Metazoa; Chordata; Aves; Phaethontiformes; Phaethontidae
Gene: BARD1
Product: BRCA1 associated RING domain 1
Exons: 16
Molecular function (GO): protein binding
Source: RefSeq, a predicted model, not a curated record
CGCCGGCGUCCUGCGGGAGCCCGUGUCCCUGGGGCAGUGCGAGCACGUCUUCUGCCUAUCUUGUGUGGGUGACUGUGUUGGCACAGAAUGCCCAGUGUGCCACGUGCCAGCCUGGGUGCAAGAUGCACAGAUAAACCGGCAACUAGAUAACAUGAUUCAGCUUUGCAGCAAACUGCGGCAUCUACUGGGUGCGGACACCUCAGAGUCAACAGAAGAUAAGUCUGCACCAGCUGACUCAGACUUUGGACAAAAGAAUAAGAAGGAACAGAUUAAAAUGUGGUUCAGCCCAAGAAGUAGGAAGAUUCGAUGCGUCCUGAACAAGAGUCAGCCCAAGACGAAAAGUGGUGACCUUUGUCAAGACACAUCUUCAAUUUAUGAUUUCUUUCCUUCCCCUCCUCAUGAAAAGCCCUCCAAACCAGCAAAAAAGCCAACACAGAGGCAGAGUAAGAAGAUGAAGAAGAAACGUCUAGCAGACAUUAACAAAGCGUGGAGCUUAGACAAUCCUGAGCAGAAAGGAGGAGUUGAGAAGACUCCAAAGGAAAAAUGUGUGACCAUCUGCAGUCAACCGGUAGUCCUGUGCACUGUGGAACCAAAUAGCCCUGAAGAGACACUUCAAAGAAAUUACAAAGGAGAGACUUUGCUCCAUGUUGCUUCCAUCAAGGGUGACGUAGCAGCUGUUGAACAGAUGCUGAAAAAUGGGGCAGAUCCCAAUGUUAAAGAUAAUGCUGGCUGGACACCACUGCACGAGGCGUGUAAUCAUGGGCACAAAGAAGUGGUGGAGCUGUUGCUACAAUACAAAGCGUUAGUGAAUACUACGGGGUAUCAGAAUGACUCGCCGCUUCAUGAUGCUGCCAAGAAUGGGCACGUGAGCAUUGUUGAGCUGCUGCUCUUGCAUGGUGCUUCUCGUGAUGCAGUUAAUAUAUUUGGUCUGCGGCCUGUGGACUAUGCGGAAAGUGAAAAGAUGAAGUCUGUGCUAAUGUUACCAGUGAAGAAUGAAUCAUUUUCACUUAACCAACCCUCUCAGGCUGUUCCAGCACUGAGCCCCAGCCAGCCGAGAGAUGGACCUCUUGGUAUACUGGGGAGCAACCUUAGUUCGGAGCAACAGAAAUUGCUGAACAAACUAGCAACAGUUCUGAAGGCUUGCAGGUGUACUGAAUUUAACAGCAGAGUAACUCAUCUUGUUAUUCCCGAUGCUCCAAUGCCAAGUACUGUCAAAUGUAUGAUGGCUGUUCUGACUGGAUGUUGGGUCCUCAAGUUUGAAUGGGUGCAAGCCUGUCUACAAACCAAAGCACGAGAACAAGAAGAAAAGUAUGAAAUCCAAGGUGGCCCACAAAGAGGCCGGCUCAACAGAGAACAGCUGUUGCCUAAGUUGUUUGAUGGAUGCUACUUCUAUUUUUUGGGAUCUUUCAACCGUCACCAGAAGAGUGAUCUUGUGGAGUUGGUCAAAGCAGCAGGAGGACAAAUUCUGGUUAGGCAGCCAAAACCAGACAGCGAUGUGACUCAGACAGUCAAUACGGUGGCAUACCAUGCAGAAUCUACCUCUGACCAGAGAUUUUGCACUCAGUAUGUAAUCUAUGAUGUGUCUUCUAAAUUCAAGCCGGAGAAAAUUCGUCAGGGCAAAGUGUGGAUGGCCCCCUCCAGCUGGCUUGUAGACUGUGUGAUGUCAUUUCAGCUCCUGCCUGACGUCUGGUCUGAUGAGGUAGCAGCGAAGCACCAGCUCCCGCUGGGUGUUGGAGACGCCGGGGCAGCGGCCGGCGAGGGGAGGGCUGGUACCCAGGCCUUUGAUGACGAGCAGCAGGGCUGCAGCAGGGGUUGCGACGUCUCGCGCCGAUGGGCGCUGGAAGCGUUGAGCAGCGCAGCCGGGAGAAGAGGAGUCAGAAAAGUAUUUGGUGGGGGGAGCAGGCGUGAGGCCGCCUCUUUGGGCAGCGAUCAGCUGCGGCUCGGCUGUGACGUGAAGGCCGUGGAAAAAAAACUGCUUGAUGAACUCGACCUUGACUCGACGGGGCCCGUGCGUUUCAGCAUGAAGCCUUAUUAG